AUGACAUUUCUUUCUUUUUCUCUCAAAACAUUUCUUUCUUCUUACUAUCUUUUGAAAACGUUUCUUUCUUUUUUUUCUUCGUUUCAAGACAUUUCUUUCUUCUUCUCUACUUUUUCUCUUCGGUUCAAAACUUUUCCUUCAUUUUCACUUUCUUUCAAAACUUUUCUUUCUUUUUCUCUUCGUCUCAAAACAUUUCUUUCUUCAUUUCUUUCUUUUUCUUUUUCUCUCAAAACAUUUAUUCUUUCUUACUACAUUUUGAAAACGUUUCUUUCUUUUUCUCUUCAUUUCAAGACAUUUCUUUCUUCUUCUCUACUUUUUCUCUUCGUUUUAAAACAUUUCUUUCGUCUUAAAACAUUUCUUUUUUCCUUGUUUUUUCUUCUUUCUUUCUUUUUCCCUUCACAUUUCUUUUUUUUCUCUAAAAACGUUUCUUUUCUUUCCUUCAUUUACUUUCUUUCCUUUUUUUUUGAAAACGUUUCUUUCUUUUUUCCUCGUUUCAAGACUUGUUUUUCUUUCUUCUCUUUUUUUGAAAUUUUUCUUUUCAAAUCAUUUUCUUUUUUUUCCUUCAUUUUCACUUUUUUUAAAACUUUUCUUUCUUUUUCUAUUCGUUUCAAAACAUUUCUUUCUUCUUCUUAA
Acanthosepion pharaonis is the source of this 633-nucleotide messenger RNA. Lineage: Eukaryota; Metazoa; Mollusca; Cephalopoda; Sepiida; Sepiidae. The record is from the annotation of a GenBank genome assembly.